Messenger RNA from Acanthamoeba castellanii str. Neff, 369 nucleotides. RefSeq lists its product as uncharacterized. The record is from RefSeq and is a predicted model, not a curated record. Lineage: Eukaryota; Discosea; Longamoebia; Acanthamoebidae. Bases 1 to 369 code for a protein of 122 amino acids. The transcript is spliced from 3 exons.
AUGACCAAGUGGCUGAUAGACUCCAAGGUGGAGGACAUACACAAGAAAAUGCCCUGGAGGGAUGGAGACGACGACGGGAGGAAGGAGCAGCAACAGGCCGACUCCGUCGUGGACGACCUCGGACAAAUGUUCGGCUCGCGCCCGGAGGAGGAAGUAGAACAAGUCACAGAGCGAAAGGAGACAGAGGCGGCCCUCAAGAAGUCGCGCAAGGUGGCGGCCUCGCUACGAAGCAAGUACAAGCUAGGAAGUGGCGAGGGCCAGCCCAAAACGGAAGACCAAAGGCAGGAGGAGAAGAGGAAGACCCAGGAGAAGCUGGAGCAGAGCCGCAGCAUGCGCGACAAGAUGCGAUCCAAGUACCAGAGAGGCUGA